Chelmon rostratus (copperband butterflyfish) is the source of this 2480-nucleotide messenger RNA. It is a transcript of the gene glb1, whose product is annotated as galactosidase, beta 1. Gene Ontology annotation, molecular function: beta-galactosidase activity. The record is from RefSeq and is a predicted model, not a curated record. The coding region runs from base 80 to 2050 and encodes 656 amino acids. Gene Ontology annotation, biological process: carbohydrate metabolic process. The transcript has 16 exons. Gene Ontology annotation, cellular component: vacuole. Lineage: Eukaryota; Metazoa; Chordata; Actinopteri; Chaetodontiformes; Chaetodontidae.
UGAUGCUGCACUCAUUCAAAACAGCAGCGAGCACUCAGGGAAGUCGGUGCCAAAACGGACUGAUUCAAGCAAAUGCUGCAUGAAAAGUCCUGACCGAGGACUCAUCAUGUCUCUGUUCAGGUCUGGAUGCGUCCUGCUGCUGCUGUUCGGACAUUCACUCGGAGAUCCUCCUUCCUUCAGAGUGGAUCACGACAACGACUGCUUCCGGAAAGACGGGGAAGAGUUUCGUUACAUAUCGGGAAGCAUCCAUUACAGCCGGAUCCCCCGAGUCUACUGGAAGGAUCGACUGCUCAAGAUGUACCUGGCAGGCCUGAACGCCAUCCAGACGUACGUCCCCUGGAACUACCACGAGGAGUCUCCAGGCCGGUACACCUUCAGCGGAGACAGAGAUGUGGAGCACUUCCUCCAGCUGGCCAAAGACAUCGGCCUGCUGGUCAUCCUUCGGCCUGGACCCUACGUCUGUGCGGAGUGGGACAUGGGCGGGCUCCCUGCCUGGCUCCUCAACAAGAAGGACAUCGUGCUGCGCUCCUCAGAUCCAGAUUACAUCGCAGCAGUAGACAAGUGGAUGGGGAAGAUCCUGCCGAUGAUGAAGCCUUAUCUCUACCAGAACGGGGGUCCUAUCAUCACUGUGCAGGUGGAGAAUGAAUACGGCAGUUAUUUCAAAUGUGACUACAACUACAUGCGUCACCUCGUGAAGCUGUUCCGGUCUCAUCUUGGCGACGAGGUGGUGCUCUUCACCACGGAUGGCGCCGCGGUCAGCUACCUCAAGUGUGGCGCGAUGCAGAAUCUCUACGCCACCGUUGACUUUGGGCCCGGUGGAAAUGUUACCGCCGCCUUCGAGGCACAGAGACACGCUGAACCUCAUGGACCUUUGGUGAACUCUGAGUUUUACACCGGCUGGCUGGACCACUGGGGGUCCCGUCACUCCGUCGUGUCGUCUGCGAUCGUGGCCAAGUCCCUCAACGAGAUCCUGGCCACGGGAGCAAACGUCAACCUGUACAUGUUCAUAGGAGGAACAAACUUUGGAUACUGGAAUGGUGCUAACUCUCCGUACGCCGCGCAGCCCACCAGCUACGACUACGAUGCGCCGCUCACGGAGGCCGGAGACCUCACAGAGAAGUACUUUGCUAUUCGAGAGGUGAUCAGAAUGUACAAAAACAUACCAGAGGGGCCGAUACCACCAACAACUCCAAAGUAUGCAUACGGGACUGUGGUGGUGAAAAGGCUCCAGACGAUAGCAGAUGCUUUAGAAACGCUGUCUACCUCCGGCCCCGUGAAAAGCUCGUAUCCUCAGACUUUCAUUGAGCUGAAUCAGGCCUUCGGUUAUGUGCUCUACAGGACGACGCUGCCUGUUAACUGCACCACGCCGACUCCUCUGUCCUCGCCGCUGAACGGCGUCCACGAUAGAGCGUACGUGUCAGUGGACGGGGCGGCUGUGGGGAUUCUUGAAAGGAACGUCGCCUUGACCGUCAACGUGACGGGGAAAGCUGGCAGCCAGCUGGACCUCCUGGUGGAGAACAUGGGCCGAAUCAACUACGGAAAAGACAUCAACGACUUCAAGGGCCUGGUGUCCAACCUGACUCUGGGGGCGGCCACGCUCCGGGACUGGACCAUGUACAGCCUCAGUAUCGACGAGGCGGUCGGUCAGGGCCUUCUGAGCGAAACGAAACCAUCGGACGCACCUCGGCCUGCCGCUCCCUCCCCUCCGGCCUUCUACCAGGGAAGCUUCAUCAUCCCUGACGGCAUCCCAGACCUCCCGCAGGACACCUUCCUCAGUCUGCCCCGAUGGAGGAAGGGUCAAGUUUGGAUCAACGGCUUUAACGUGGGACGUUACUGGCCGGCCCGCGGCCCUCAGCUGACACUUUUCGUCCCUGCUAGCAUCCUGAGCACGACCGCGCCCAACAAUGUGACUGUGCUGGAGCUGGAGGAGGCUCCCUGCAGCUCCGGGCCGUGCAGGGUGGAGUUCACUGCCUCCCCCAUCCUGAACGCAACAGUCCAGUCUGACCACGAGCAGCACACGAGACUCUUCAAUAAACACGACUUGUUGUGAUAACAACCGAACUCACUUUGCUAAAUCCGUUUGCACUUUGUCUGAUUUGAAGAAGCUGUAAUUUGUGGCAGAAGGUUGAUCUGAGAUGUUAAUGAUUUAACGAGUAUUUCUGGAAAGUGGUCAAAAUUUCAGCCAAAUGUUGUUUGUGUGGCCGUUUCUACCUCGCUGAUUUUCAUUCAAAGCCUGUUUUGUCUUUGUAAAGGGAUGAUUGCCAACAGAAGCACUGCCAAACACCACAGCAGCCUGUAUUUCAGAGAAUGUUUUAGUUUUUAUGUGAUAAAUACAUCUGGGAAAUACUGUAGGUAUUAUCAUGUAACUGCAGAUAUAUUGUGGGGCUGUAUUGCUUUUGAAAGUAUGUUGCACUCUGAACCCAUCUGAUUUAAUGCUUUUAAAGCCUUUUAAAACGAACAAUAAAACACAUGAUUUGAUA